GAUGGCGGCCAUGCAUGCAAUGCGCCGAGAUGGUGUGGAGCUCCGUGCCGUCGCCAUCUCGGAGGACGGCAAAGCCACGGGCAUUGAAACCACCGACAUAAAACCAAUCUCUCGCCGGGAGCCCCUGCAGCAAGCGAUGGAAGGCUGUGACAUCUUGAAGUUGAACAUCACGGACAGCAGCAGCCGGGAACAGCUCGUGACCACGUUUCAAGGCUGCGACGCGGUCGUCGCCUGCCCCGGAAGCCGACAAAGUGGCAUCGCAAACACUUGCGCCAAAGGCGCUCGCCAGAUUGUGGAUGCAAUGCAGCAGGCAAAUGUCUCUCGGCUGGUCGUGCUUUCGUCCAUGGGCAUUGGUGAUGAUUACCUACCCACGAACUGCAUGAAAUGCUUUUGGGGCUGUCUUUUGACAUGCGUGUGGCCAAGCACGCGGAGGGACCUCGAGCAGAUGGAAGCGAUUGUGACGGAGUCAGACUUAGACUACCUCUUGGUGCGCCCAAUGGGGGUCGACCCUGGUGAGCUGCCCCGAAACUCCUACAAGCUUGUCACAGGCAAGGGUCAGGGUGGUCUUCCGAUCACAGUGUCCAAGGAUGACGUGGGCCUGUGCCUUUUGGAAGAGGCCAUCGCCCCCUCCCACUCGAAGACGGCUGUGACAAUCGGCCGAGACGACGCAGCGAAGACUGCCGUGUAG
Symbiodinium natans is the source of this 688-nucleotide messenger RNA. The record is from the annotation of a GenBank genome assembly. Lineage: Eukaryota; Dinophyceae; Suessiales; Symbiodiniaceae.